UGCCUUAUCGCUUUAAUAUGUACUACACAUUAUUUACACCUGCUAAGAGACCCACUGUAGAGUAUCACAGGAAAAAUGUGUCUUCGAGGGACCGGUUUUUCCAUGAACCGCUUGACCUCAACAUGAGGUUAAGUGGAAACAUUUCUUUCGUUUACAGAAGACCCAUAUCAAGAUCCAAACAGCCAAUCAACCUAUAAACAUAGACCAAUGAAUGAUGGACGGUGAGAAUAUGGAGCUUGUUGGUGUUACACACGUUUUGGACGCCGUCACGUUUUGGGCGCAGAAUGUCAAGGACGAUCAAGCCAUUGACAACAUAAGAAAAGCCUUGGCAGACAAAUGCCCAACAGCGCCAAGGGUACUUGGAACUCCCAAUCCUCAGAAGAUUUAUGGGGCAGUCUUCUCUGAGGACAGCUGUUGGUACAGGUGCAAGGUUCUGCAGCAGACUGAUCAUUUUCACGUGUCCUACAUUGACUAUGGGAACACAGAGUUUGUCAGUCGGUCAGCUCUGGUGGAGCUGCCAGGGGAUCUACAGGCACUUUGUCUGGCCAAGAAGUACAAGUUCCAGGGCUUCAAUGUGUCCACUGACCAAGACUCAGCACAUUUCCUGCAGGGAAAGGCCUUCCUUCAGAAUCUGAUCUAUGGGAAGAUAUCCGCAUCCAGAAGAAAAAUCUGCUUGGACGGGACCGUCCUGGUCCAGGCCUUUCAGGGAAACCUGGACAUCGGUGAAGAGGUUUUGAAGAUGAAGUUUGCCAAGUUCACCCUCCCGGGGAGUAACCGUGAGGGCCCCAUGUCUUUGCGGGCCCUGCAGGAGUCCCAUUGCCCGUGGCCUCAGCGGGUGUUGGAUUGGCCUGGCCCCCAGGGGGAUGGGGACAUGCCUGGCUCUACAGUCUGCAUGCCCAAACUGGAGAAGAGCAAGGCCACAGCCCAGCAUGCUGCCAACCUAAUGAAGAAGAAGAUGGACCAGGAGCUGGUGGAGGAUAACCAGAGGCUGAAGGCAGAACGAGAGACCCAGCGCAGGGAGGACCAGCUGAGAGACAGCCUCUCAGAGCUCCAGAAGUUGAAAGAGGAGACUGCUAAUUAUGCGAAAGAGGCAGAGAGAUGGAAGGUGGAGAGGAACACACUCCAGAACCAAUCAGAGCAGCUGGAGACUGACCUGCAAGUUGCCAAACAGGAAGUGCAGGCUAUGAGGGGACAGUUAAAGAAGAAGGAGAAGGAAGUGGAGAAGCUCCUGGACUCAGCGAGAGAAAACCCAGGUAACACGGAUAGCGACAGCCUUACGGAGUCUAUCAACAUUGUCAUAAACAACAGCAUCUCUGCCCCGGUUGCCAUGGAGAAGCUGGAGUCGGCAUGGAGAGAUUACAGCCUGGCUCAGGAGAAAGUCAAGGCCUGUCAGACGAAGGAGCAGCUUGGGGAUCUGAUAGACAACCGGAAUAAGGUGCGAGGUGUUCUGACUGCCACUGUAGAGUCCUUCCUUCAGGAGGCUGAGUGUUUGCCAGUCAGACAACGCAUGGACAAACUGGAGCAGGUGAGCUCCUCCCUGACUGCACUGUUUGGUCCAGCCUCUAUGGAGGGGGAUGUUGGAGAGCAGGCCUUUGAGCAGUACAGCCAGUGGAGGACUCAGAGGAGUCAGCUCACCAGCUCUGUCAGAGACGGGACAGACAAGGCCCUCCAGGCCCUGUGUACCUGGUCGGAGAACGUUGGCAAGUUUUUCUGCCUGUCAGCUAACACAGUGGUGGGAGUGAAUGACAUCGUGGACGGAGUGAAUGAGCUGCUGAAGCAGGCAGAGAACAACGUGGCCAAGGAGCUGGACUGUCCCCUGUCAGUCGGGGAGCAGAACAACCAUGAGACCAAGGCAGUGUCCAACGCUUUCCACAAAGUCAUGCAGCACAUUCAGAGUGAGCAGAGUCUGCUGAGGGACAUUAUGGACAAAUAUCUGCUCAACACCAAGUUUAAGGGUGAGAUGCUACAGUGGCAGAAUGCUAGCCCGACUCCAGACUCUCUGUUCUCUGUGAAGAAACGUAUCCGCAGCCUGAGGGCUCAGCUGAGGUGGAGACAGGUGGAGGAGGCCAGUCUGGAGGAGGCUGAAGACUUUGACCUAACAGAGAUUCUGAAGAAGAAGGAAGAGAUUGCUGAGACCAGAAACACUCUUUUCCAUGAAAUCGGUCAAGAAAGAAAAGAAUAUAUGAAGCUCAGUGCUCUGGCUGAAGGCUGCUGUCCUGAGCUCCCCCUGCUCUACCCUGAGGCAGACAUCCACAGCCACAUGAGCUCUGGAGGUCUGGUGGUGAAGAGUCUGGACAGGGACAUGUUUGACGCUGAGCCCAUGAAGGAGCUGAGUGGACGCAGGCCUCUGGUCUGUACUGAGUUCCAGGGACAGAGGGUCAUACUCAAGGGUUACACUGUGAAUGAGGAGGCAGAGGCCAGAGUGUUGGAGAGAACCACCCAGUUUCACAGAACCAGGACUCAGCGGGAGAGUCAGACUGACACUGGAAUGCUCCCUCUUCUGGCACUGUUCUUUGGCAAGUCAGACCCUCUUGCCUAUGUGAUGGUGCCAUACUUCCCCAAUGGAAGUCUCUGGAAUGUUCAGGCUGCCACACCCCUAACUGCCUCAGAGACUGUGAAGGUGAUGAGAGGCGUGGCCAGGGGCCUCCAGGCCCUCCACGCUGCAGGUGUCACCCAUGCCUCCCUCAACCCCAACAACGUCUUCGUCCUCCACCGACACCAAGGCAUGGUGGGAGACUACGACUUCAUAAAGACUCCUGUACAGAGGGCAGUGGACAGUGGGAUGGUGGCCGGCUCUAUCAGCCUGGUGGCCCCAGAGCUCCGUCAGACACAAGGCACACCUCCUACUCCAGCCUGUGACAUGUACUCCUACGGCUGCCUGCUGUUCUGGCUGCAUGCCCCAGGGUUCAACGGGGAUCUGGAUAGUGGCAGCAGACUGGCCCUGGAUAUCAGCGGAGUGAAACUGGAGGACAAACUCCAAGCCCUGCUGUCUAAGCUGCUGGUGUGUGUUGGAAGACUGACUGCUGCUGAGACCCUGGCUGAUGACUACUUCCUGUCUGACCAGUAACCAGGCAACCGGUACAUACUGGGAUAGUUUGGUCGACAGUUUGACUUUAAUACCAGCCUGGGUAACGUCUGUUUAGCUAACAUUCCACUCCGUGACAUGCCAAAUAUAGUUUACUAUGUCAAGAAGUGGAAUAAUGUCUAAACAGACCAGUAUCCAGACUACUUCAAUACUACAAUGUUUUGUUGAAAUCCCAAUAUAAAAGCACAAUAUAUUUGUCAGUCUGCUGAUUUAAAAGCACAGUAUCAUGUUGUUUAACUGUAUAUUAUUUUCCUUUUUUAAAUGUUCUGUUCAGUAACUAGGUGAUGUUGGAGUACCCUGUCUUGCAGUUGUCACUUUCUAGAGUAAAUAAAAUACACGUUCUGAGAUGGA
Molecule: messenger RNA, 3436 nt
Organism: Oncorhynchus keta (chum salmon)
Lineage: Eukaryota; Metazoa; Chordata; Actinopteri; Salmoniformes; Salmonidae
Product: serine/threonine-protein kinase 31
Exons: 26
Coding region: 212-3067 (951 amino acids)
Biological process (GO): protein phosphorylation; signal transduction
Cellular component (GO): cytoplasm
Molecular function (GO): protein kinase activity; ATP binding
Source: RefSeq, a predicted model, not a curated record